ACAAUGUUCGGAGUUGCAUGCUUUAUUAGUUAUAUCAAACUAAUCAUUUUAACAACGAAGUGGAAUUGUAAAAAAUUACAAGUUUGUGGACCGUGAACAAAACUAGUAUUGAGGAAACUGUGAUAACUCUGCUCUCAAGACGUAAGAGCGGACGCUAUUUAACAAGGUAGGGAAGUGUCUGAUCUAAAGUCAUGACUGCUAUGUAAGACGUUAAGGAAGUGGCUUCUUUCCAAGACAUAUUUUAAGCCACGUGAGUCAGACAAUUCUAUGAUGGACAUUGAUCUACCAAAUAUCUAGAAAAUGCGAAGCCUCUUGACAACAAUACUGCUCUUGGGGCUGAUGACAGGGAGGGGUCAAGUCACGGGGUCAUGCAGUCGAGAGGUUGGCACAACAGGGAUCCUGACUGGUAGCAGACUCGUGGGGUCAGUCUAUCUCGUGCUUCAGACCCCUACCCUACAGGACUGUGUCAAGUCAUGUUUGCAACAGUCUCGCUGCGUCAGCUUCAACUACAAGGCGGGACAGUGCGAACUCAACUACGCCGGCGCGACAACGGCUCGAGCUCCUUCUGGAAUGGAAGCAUCCUCUGGUUGGAACCAUGCCAGCGCGUUGCAUUUUCCAUCGCGACUUGUCGGUAUUUGUGGGUCCAGACCAUGCAGUGUGAACGACACAUGCACAGAACAGGGUGGGAGCUAUAAAUGUCAUCAAGAGGAGCUGUGCUACACGAACUCGACGCUCUAUCUCGGAACCUUGAACGUUACCAACACUGGUCGGACAUGUCAGAGAUGGGACACGGCCACCCCCCACAUUAGGGCCUAUUACCCCUGA
Haliotis rubra (blacklip abalone) is the source of this 825-nucleotide messenger RNA. RefSeq lists its product as uncharacterized. The record is from RefSeq and is a predicted model, not a curated record. The transcript has 3 exons. Lineage: Eukaryota; Metazoa; Mollusca; Gastropoda; Lepetellida; Haliotidae. The coding region runs from base 301 to 825 and encodes 174 amino acids.